This is a messenger RNA of Xiphophorus couchianus (Monterrey platyfish), 2687 nucleotides long. RefSeq names its product RAB24, member RAS oncogene family (gene rab24). The coding region runs from base 466 to 1137 and encodes 223 amino acids. NCBI's taxonomy places the organism in Eukaryota, Metazoa, Chordata, Actinopteri, Cyprinodontiformes, Poeciliidae. The transcript is spliced from 9 exons. Gene Ontology annotation, molecular function: GTP binding; GTPase activity. The record is from RefSeq and is a predicted model, not a curated record.
AACUCGACCACUUCCGGUUUCUGGAAACCAGCAGCGCUCGCUCAUUAGUUCCGACCUAACCAACCAAACAAAGCUCAGCGGGACCUCUGUCCCCAGCCCAGGCACAAACAUCUCGUCCUCUGAAUGAGAAUCCGCUCGGCCCGCUCAACCGCCUCCAACCGUUUCUGUAUCGUCCGCUUUCUGGCGACCGGAUUGUGAUUUCAGCCGCUGCGCAACGAGCGGAGCUAACUUUGCCUCCGCCGCCAUCCAGUCGGAGCUCCUCCACCCGCUGCGGGACGGAGAUGACGAGCCAGCUGCUGGGCAGCGUGUCAGCCUCGAAACGGGCCUGGUAGGCGGGUGUGAGAAGCGGUUUGGCUCCCUGCUGGAAGAGGGACGUGAUCGGAUGUUUAGAGAGAUUGGGGGAGUGACGCUAGCAACCAGCUCCCUCAGCCGCCCGGUGACUCCCUGACUGAUCGCCUCGCCGCCAUGAGCGCCAUGCGCGUGGACGCCAAGGUGGUGAUGCUGGGAAAGGAGAGCGUGGGGAAGACGAGCCUGGUGGAGCGAUACGUCCACCACCGCUUCCUGGUGGGGCCGUACCAGAACGUGAGUCCAGCUGCUCUGCGGUUUGUGGCCUCAGAGGAAAGUCAGAGCUGUCGGGUCACGACCAUCGGCGCUGCGUUUGUGGCCAAACCCAUCCAGGUCGCAGACAGAGUCAUCACUCUGGGGAUUUGGGACACGGCCGGAUCGGAGCGCUACGAGGCCAUGAGCCGGAUCUACUACCGAGGAGCCCGGGCCGCCGUGGUCUGCUACGAUCUGACGGACAGCAGCAGCUUCCAGAGAGCCAGGUUCUGGGUGAAGGAGCUGCAGAACUGUGAGGAGCACUGUAAAAUCUACGUGUGCGGCACAAAGAGCGACCUGAUCGAAGGGGAGCGCGCUCUGCGUCAGGUCGACUUCCACGACGCGCAGGACUUCGCAGAAGACGUCGGCGCUCAGUAUUUUGAAACUUCCAGUAAAACAGGAAAAAACGUCGAUGAAUUGUUCCAGAAAGUUGCCGAGGAUUUCAGCAGCUCUGCCUUCCAGCUCCUGUCUGAGGAAACCGGCGUCGACUUGGGUCAGAAGAAAGACUCGUACUUUUACUCCUGUUGCCAUGGAAACUGACGCAGGAAGAGCAGACAGAGGGUUUCUCUGCACCGUCAGUCUGGGUCUGCUGGCAGCCAAUCACAGAGCAGAACCCAGACUCCAUCUUUGUUUUUCUUUGUGAUCGCAGCAGAAGAGACAGAAACGCUCAUCGCACAAACACUGAGGAGAAGAAGGAGGUUGGUUUACGUUCAACAGCCUCACUUCGUCCUUGUUUACGACUUUUUCUGCCACGACAGCCAUGGAUGUACGAAGAAAAGCAACACUCAGCCUUCGUUGGUCUCAGAUUGCUACAAAAUCCACAUUUUCUGACAGAAAAACUGCAACUUCAGUCAAAGGAAACCAGUUAUUAGAUUCUUCUCUGAAUAGCCGCCAUGUUUCUAAGCUGUGCUCUGAAUAACAAACCGAGCUGAAAAACAAUCCGACAGUUAAAGCAACGUCUAAAACAUGAAGGUUUACGAUUCCUCAAGUUAUUAUAUAGCAAAACACCAACGUACGUUUUGACUUUCCCUCACAGCAGAGAGUUAUCAAGCUCCUUACGGAGCAUCUGAUGCAUUAACGUUGCACUAUGAGCUGCGAUUGUGUCAGAAAUUAGCUGGUGUUGGUUGCCGGUUGGUGUUGGUUGCCGGUUGGUGUUGGUUGCCGGUUGGUGUUGGUUGCCGGUUGCCAUCAGACUCAUGUCUGCGUUGCUGGUACUGCCUGAGCUGCCUGACAGGAAACCUCCACGAUCAGAUCAGAUCAUUCAGAAGUUGCCGGCCGGUCUGUGGGGUUGCAGUUGGUCAAAGUUUCCUUUCCCAGUUUGACCCAAACUGGAAAAGCUUCCUGCUGAAUGUUGUGACGUAAAAACUGUCGUUUGCAGCUGAGUUUGACUUUUGAUUUGCAAAGUUAUUGUUGCCUUUUAAGUUGAGCUGCAGGGUGAAAUUUGUUCAUGUUUUACGUUUCAUGACAUUUUGAUGCACAGUAUUUUUGAUCAAAGGCUGGUAAAGUUGUUCAGAUUAUUUAAAAACAAAAACUUCCUGAAUGAACGUUUUGAAAUGAGGGCGGAGCUCCAGUUCCGUUACUCUGUAUAAGUUUUAAUAAAUAAACACUAAAGAAAUCAUGAAACUUUUCUCUGUUCUUGUGUCACAACAGUUUUUUUCGUGUCUGUUUAAUGAACUCAGACUCUUUUAUUGCUGGAGGAAUUUCUUUUUAUUACUAAAAACUGAUCUAUAGAUCUAUAGAUCUAUAGAUAUAUAUAGGCUUACUUAAUUAACUGUAACAUUUUUACCACUUAUGACAACGAACCUUUCACUAUAUAGUGACUUUAAUACGCGUUUAAUUUUUUUACUCAUCUUUUAAACUUCCUGUAGCUGCUGUGUCUUAUGCUAAUGCUAAUGUGUAGCUUAACAGAACAAGUUUCUUUUCCUUUGCUCAUAUUUUUACCAGAAACAGAUAAUACUCUGAUCUAUGUGCACUUUAUGUUGUUACAAUUAUUCAGAAAGUCUCAACUUUAGUUAACAGGAAUUUAUGAACUUUUAUAAUAUGUAGUGUUGUCAGUUCUACCCAACAUGUUGAAAAUAUUUUAUAUCAAA